AUGCGUGAUCCGUAUGCCAUUAAAUACUGGCUUUCGAGAUCCGGCUCUCCCCCGUACACUCUUGCGCAGUACAACGAAGCCAUCAACCAGGUGUACAAGAUGUACGCCGCCCAGCAGGCUGCUAGAUGGAAGGAGACCCAAGAACAAGUCACGGUGGUCAACAACUGGCCCCCCGCUGGAAAGUGUAUCCCCCUUGCCUCGAUCACCGCCACAACUGUCGUUCCUGGUACUAAAGCUGGAACCACCACAAUCUCCAGCGGUGGUCGCUACCAUGUGGAGAUUACCAAAGUUCCUGUUACCACCAACACUAUCCCUGGAUUGUCUGCUGGAACACGAACCCUGGUAAAUUCUCAGGGAAACUUCUACAAUGAGGUUGUAGUUGUUCCUGCCUCGACAACCACCGUGCCAGGCCACACAGCUGGAACUGCGACUCUUACGGAUGCUGACGGCGGAUUUUAUGAAGUGGUCACGCUCGUUCCUGUGUCAACCAUCACUGUUCCGGGUUUAGUCACUGGCACGGAAACCCUCGUCAAUCGCAAUGGGAGUUUUUAUGAGCAGGUAACCGUCGUCCCCACGUCAACAACGGUCGUUCCAGGUCAUAUUGUUGGAACUGCCACUAUUCGAAACAGCGAUGGCGGCUUCAACGAGCGAGUCACGAGUGUUCCUGUCUCCACCAACACCGUUCCUGGAUUGAUACCAGGAACUGCCACCCUUGUCAACCACAAUGGGAGUUUUUAUGAGCAGGUAACCGUCGUCCCCACGUCAACAACGGUCGUGCCAGGCCAUACAGCAGGAACUGAAACUCUGCGAAACACUGAUGGUGGGUUCUAUGUUCGGGCUACUGUCAUCCCUGGGUCAACAACAGUGGUUCCGGGCCACACGGCUGGAACCGCGACUCUUCAGAACACUGAUGGCAGUUUCUAUGAAGUAGUUACCAAUGUUCCCGUCUCCACAAACAUUGUUCUAGGUCUGACUGCUGGCACAGAAACCCUCGUCGAUAGUAAAGGCAACUUCUAUGAGCAGGUAACGCGCACUGUGGUCUCGACAAACACUGUCUUAGGAGAAUCUUCUGGUACUGAGACACUCACCAAUCCCCACGGUGACUUCUAUGAGCAGGUAACCAGUGUUUCAAGCCCACCUAUCUUUUCAACUCGUUCCUCCGGUAGCAUUGUUUCCACAAACAUUGUCCCAGGAUACAGAGAAGGUACGGAAAUCCUCACUGGCACCAAUGGAAACCUGUUUGUUCAAGUGACACGCACUCCAAUCUCCACCAACACUAUUUCUGGAUCCAUUGUUGGCACAGAGAUCCUUAUCAACUCGGACGGAGAUUUUUUCGAGCAAGUAACCAGCAUUCGAGCCUCCUCCAUCGUUGAUGCAACCUCCUCAGCCUCUGCCUCCACUGAUAGCUUCUCGUCAACUGGAAGCACCUCGUCAACUGGCGUUCCUUCCUUGACACGUAUUAGUGGUACAUUCACUGUUUUUGCCACGAAAGAUUCCUCUCCAUCUGCUUUCGUCGCCACAACCAUCUCUUUUGGACACUCCAAAGUAGCUGAAACCAUCAGAGACACCACUGGAGACGCUAUGGAGCAGGCGACUAGUACUCCAUUCUCCACCAGCCCUCUUGUAGGAUCCGUUAUCGACACGGAAAUACUGACCAAGUCGAACGGAGAUGUCAGCAUCCCGGUCCCAACAGCUGCUAAUACCAAGUCCUCUGCAACUUCCUCGACUGAUAUCAUCACAGUCGUCCCUGACUCCGUGCAUUUUGGAUCCACAAAAGAAGUCAAGUCUCCCACUGACACCAUCAGUAGUUCCUUUGUGCAUGAGACGGGCGCCACCGUCGCCACCAAGACUUCUACUGGAAUCACCGUUGCGAUAGAAAUACAUGCGAGCCCCAGCAGUGUCCAGUAUAAGCAGACUACCGGUUUCCCGAAAGUUGCUUCCACUAUGGCCAUCGCCUCCAACAGUGUUGUCUCCGCUCUCGUGGCUCCUAGACCUACAACACACACCAGUCUCAGAAACUCCGAAGAUGAGUUCACUGGGCUGAGUACCAGCGUUAAUGUCUCGAAAAACAUGGUGUCGACUGUAUCUGGACCCAACGAAUCUCAGACAAGCAAGGGACCUGGGGACGGCUCAAUCAGCGUUGGCGGAGUUCCUCUCUCUGCCCAGCCUCCCGGCCUUGAGUUUCCCAUCCAGGCCAACAGUGCUUCCCGACUGGCUAUCGGUGCCGUUCUCGUCCUUCCAAUGGCCCUUACUCUUCUGUGA
Molecule: messenger RNA, 2262 nt
Organism: Yarrowia lipolytica CLIB122
Lineage: Eukaryota; Fungi; Ascomycota; Dipodascomycetes; Dipodascales
Source: RefSeq, a predicted model, not a curated record